Messenger RNA from Penicillium daleae, 1680 nucleotides. Its product is annotated as sugar porter family MFS transporter. Gene Ontology annotation, cellular component: membrane. Bases 1 to 1680 code for a protein of 559 amino acids. The record is from RefSeq and is a predicted model, not a curated record. Gene Ontology annotation, biological process: transmembrane transport; carbohydrate transport. Gene Ontology annotation, molecular function: carbohydrate:proton symporter activity. NCBI's taxonomy places the organism in Eukaryota, Fungi, Ascomycota, Eurotiomycetes, Eurotiales, Aspergillaceae. The transcript has 11 exons.
AUGGUUGCUACAGCAGGUCAUCAGGCCCUCUCUCAGCGGCGAGCUCGGCUCGCUGGGCCAUCGGGAGUGAAGGGUCUGGUCUCCAACCUUCGGACGCUUUCCAUUGCGGUAUUUGCGUCACUUGGUGGUUUUGUAUAUGGCUAUAACCAAGGCAUGUUUGGCCAGAUUUUGAGCAUGACCUCCUUUUCGAAUACGGUACAUCCUGAAUCCAUCACGAAUCCUGUUUCUAGAGGACUUCUCACGGCAAUUCUGGAGCUUGGUGCCUGGGUCGGUGUGUUGGUGAAUGGUAUUCUCGCCGAUGCCCUGGGUCGCCAGAAGGCAACUCUCUCAGGUGUUAUAGUUUUCUUGGUUGGUGUUAUUAUUCAGGCCUGCGCAAAAAACGUCGACUAUAUCCUCGGUGGACGCUUUGUAACUGGUCUCGGCGUGGGUAUCUUAUCCAUGAUCGUUCCUCUCUACAAUGCGGAACUAGCACCUGCGGAAUUACGCGGGUCUCUUGUUUCCCUCCAGCAGUUGGCAAUUUGCUUUGGCAUCCUGGUUUCCUAUUGGAUUGGUUACGGCACCAAUUACAUUGGAGGAACUGGCGAGACACAGAGUAAUGCUGCAUGGUUGAUCCCUAUCUGCAUUCAAAUUGCACCGGCAAUUGUUCUUGGAGUCGGAAUUCUAUUCAUGCCGCCAAGUCCUCGCUGGCUUAUGGUCAAGGGCAGAGACGACGAAUGCCUGUCAGUGAUCGCGAAACUUCGCCGCUUGCCCAGUGACAGUGAGCUAGUCCAACUAGAAUAUCUUGAGGUCAAAGCCCAACAUCGCUUUGAGCAAGAGACCUCUCUUGCCAAGUUCCCUCACUAUCAUGCCCCUGGCGUUUUGAACAAAAUAAAGUUGGGGUUCCAUGAAUAUUCUAGUUUGAUUACCAACCAGUCCCUACUGAAACGUGUUCUGGUUGCGGUCUUUAUCAUGGUUUUCCAGCAAUGGAGCGGAAUUAAUGCUAUCCUCUACUAUGCAUCUUUCAUCUUCAAGGACUUGGGCCUCACAGGGAAUACGACCUCCCUACUUGCCGGUGGGGUUGGUGGAAUCGUCCUGUUCCUUGCUACGAUACCUGCUGUCCUUUGGAUUGACCAGGUAGGACGUAAGCCCGUCCUUAUAUGUGGCGCCCUUGGAAUGGGAAUUUGCCAUUUUGUCGUUGCUGGCCUGGAUGGGAAAUACAACUCCAGUUGGCCCUCUCACAAAGCUGCUGGCUGGGUUGCUGUAGUGUUCGUGUGGCUUUAUCAAGUCAACUUUGGCUACUCAUGGGGGCCUGGCGCAUGGGUACUGGUUGCCGAGGUGUUCCCACUCGGAGUUCGAGCAAAAGCCAUCUCCAUCGGUGCUUCGUCCAACUGGCUCAAUAACUUUGCCAUUGGCAUGGCAACCCCUCAGAUGGUAGCAACGAUGGGCUACGGAACCUUCAUAUUUUUUGGAGCAAUGUGUUUCAUCGGAGCAGCAUUCAUCUAUUUUUUCGUCCCGGAAACCAAAAACUUGACCCUCGAGGAAAUGGAUGAAGUCUUUGGUGAUGAAGCUGGAAACGCAAUUGAAGAUAGGAAUCGCUUGCUCGAGAUCUACACAGACCUUGGACUCCUUGAGUCCGAAAAUACUGCAGAAAAACCUGUCACCAAUUCUGUCAACAAGUCCUCCCUGGGCUUUGUUGAGUAA